AUGCAGGGUCUUGCGGAUGGUCCCAUCAAGACUCACCUGUUCCGACUCGAACUAGAUUCACUAGAACAAGCCAUUUCCAUUGCGGAACAGGAAGACUUCAGUCUGAGACAGGCUCGCGCCAGCUCGACAUCAUAUCUUCCACCGAGACGAUAUGACAGCGGAGGUCCAGAGCCGAUGGAACUCGGUUAUGUAAAGAGCGAGAAGGCUCGCUCUACAGACUACAAGAAGUUGCAGAGAUGCAAGAGAUGUCAGAAGACAGGACACUACGCUUACGAGUGUAGUGUCCCUCGUCCAGUGUCUCGCAACACUGGGCGUAGUGACCGUCCACUCAUGAGAAAGGGGCAGGGACGCGGGUCCGCUGUUGGUGCAAAGAUGCAACAACGGGAUGGACCGUCAAAAAACGGACAGGAUCAGUAG
This is a messenger RNA of Peronospora matthiolae, 417 nucleotides long. The record is from the annotation of a GenBank genome assembly. NCBI's taxonomy places the organism in Eukaryota, Oomycota, Peronosporomycetes, Peronosporales, Peronosporaceae.